GAACACAGUCAAAGAAUGGCAUCGAAUGAGGGUUAAGAGCCUUUUACAAUGAGAUAUUAGUAACAAAUCAGAAAAGGCCCUUAAGAACAGUAAAUAUACCCUAGCGAAAGAAGCUUAGAAAAUAUUUGAGUCACGUGACGUUUUGCUGCCGCAGCGUGCUGCUGUAUGAAAAGGUACCUUAAUAAAUGGCAAGACCACAUAAAACUUUUACGCGGGAACAAUCGUGUGAUCAGUUACAGAAAGUUAUAUCUGGUUAUCUUUCAUAUCAGUUUCAUCAUGUGAAGUAAUAAAGUUGCUUUAAGUAAACUGCGUAUAAGAUGAAGAAACGUCAGUUAUCAAAAAAACAGAUUUUAGCUUCUACUAGUGUUAAAACUUCUCAGACAAAAAUAUCAUCAUUUUUCACAAAAAUUCCAAAACCAGAAGCAAGCAACAAUAAAGUUGCAACGGAUACAAGUUUUUUAUGUCAAGUCUCCAGUGACAAAAAAAGAAAACAAACUGAUGAUCCAUCAGAAUUAUGUGUAAUUGUUAAGAAAAAAUGUAGUGAUAAUAUAAAGGGUUUGUACAAUUCUAACACAAUUACAGAACAUUAUGCAAAAACAGAAAAUGUUAAGUCAAAUGAAAAUUCAGUAUUAUCUGUAGCUAAGAAUUUAGACGAUACAUGCAAUGAUCUUAAACAAAAUAAAGCCCUGGACACCAAUGCAAUAAUUCAAAAAGCUUCUGAAACAGACACAAAUGUUACAAUAAGAACUGAGCACAAUAUAAGCACAGAGUUCAAGUCUGUCAGCACCGCAAGUACACAGAUCUCAGACAUUGCAAGUGACGAUAAUCAUAGUCUUAAAGAAAACCAAGACUUAAAUAUUGCUUCGAAGUGUUUACCUUCUGCUCGGGUGUUCAAUGAAAAAUCUGAAUUGCAUGAUUUACAAGUAGAAUUGUUUGACGAGUCUGUAAUAAUAAAUGGAAAUGAAUUUGAUGAUUUUUUUAACCAAGAAUGGCAUGCGCAAAUUGAUUUUAGCACUUUGCAAAGAUGCAAGGUGAUCAAUGUGAAACAAGAACCUAGGGUUGUUAUUUUAUCUGUGCAACAUAUCGAGUCCGAGUCCGUUGAUGCCGUUGCAUGUUCUGGAUUUUGGAGAGACAUGCAGGUGAAAAUCGACGACAUUGUCAUGAUACAGGCCACGAAAACUUUACACAAGUGGGUUGUCGAUAACAAUAAUGGUUUCGUCAUUACGCAGCCCGAUCUGCUGAUAUCUAGCACGACGAUCAUGAGUGGUUUAUUCUGUAACAGACGAGCGGUUUUAGCCGAAAAGUUUAGAAAGAUAGAAUUGCUGCCGGACUUGAAUGCUGAUUACACGAUCAUGACGGUGGGAUCAUUGAUUCAUCAAUGGAUGCAAAAGGCAUUGCGAGAGAACGUUCACACACUGUCCGGCGUGAUCAAAUUAAUGGACGACAUGUUAGGAUCGAAAGACACGAUAGAGUACCUCUACACGUCAGAAUUAUCGCUCAAGGAUUGUCGAAAGCGUAUGAUGGAAUACGCGCCUAGGAUAUUCGAGUUCAUUCAACAUUAUAUCAGAGACAACAAGCAACAGCGUAUAAGCGAUUUGAAGGACAACUUUCAGGGGAGUAUCUCUGAGAUACAAGAUAUCGAAGAAAAUAUUCAUAUACCGCAGUUGGGUAUUAAGGGAAGGAUUGACGUAACGGUAAAAGUAAAUAUUCACUCAAAAAGGAAGAUCAUGCCUUUGGAAAUAAAAACUGGAAGAAGCUCUUACUCGUUCGAACACAAGGGCCAAGUUAUUCUUUAUCUCAUGAUGAUGGGAUUCAAGGAUCAGGAUGUUGACACCGGUCUUCUGUUGUAUCUAAAAGAAAAUUCGAUGAAGGAGAUCAAAAGUAGUCACAACGAGAAGAGAGAUUUGAUAUUGUUACGAAAUAGAUUGGCACAUUAUUUUGCCAAGAAGCCUGAAGAUUUUUGGCGUGUAAACUCCGAGUCGGAUUUGGAGAUGAUGAAAUUGCCAGAACCGAUAAAUCAUCACGCGUGCGCUAAGUGUCCCUAUCAAACGAUAUGCUGUGCGUAUCUGACCAAGGAUUCGAAUGCAAAAUUGUCGCCGUCGCAUCCAUUGACAACGUUGAUGAAAGAUUUGCUAAGCUACUGCGAAUCUAGUCACUUGGACUACGUUAUAAAGUGGAUUGCUUUGCUGCAACUGGAAGAACUUUAUGAGAACAGUAACAGCAGCAUGAGCAACUUCUGGACUAUGAGUCCCGAAAAAAGAGAGACAAAAGGAACGUGUAUCUGUGGUUUAAAGAUAAUAGGGAAGGUAAUAGAGAAAGACGAUAGAUAUCAGCACACGUUCGCGCGUAGUAACAUCAAGGGGGAAACUAUUGAAAAUUGCGCGCUCGGAAGCACGCUGGCCGAAAACGAUUAUGUUUGUGUUAGCACCGAUGAACAAAUUAAUAUCUCGGUCGGACACAUAUUCCAUAUUUCGCAUGACACCGUUGCGGUCUUGUUGGAUAAGAAUUUGACGCGACAACAAGAUGCACGUUCCACGUUUCACAUCGACAAGUAUCCUUCCACAAGUUUGUCUACGUUUAAUUACGCAAGUGUAGCCGGUCUGUUAGGCAACAACGAGAUCUGCGUCAAGCUGCGACGCAUCGUUAUCGAUAAGAAACCGGCUUCGUUUGCGGAAAAAGUGUCGCGUUCGAUCGUAUCGGCCAGCGCCGAAAUAAUAAGCGAUCUAAAUGACAAUCAACAAAGAGCUGUACUAAAAGCAGUGACUGCCAACGAAUACGUUCUGAUUAAGGGCAUGCCGGGCACAGGGAAAACGCAAACACUGGUGGCUCUGAUCGAGCUGCUUCAGACAUUAAGAUCAAGCGUGCUGAUUACCGCGCAUACUCACAGCGCGGUGGACAACAUCCUUCUCAAGCUGUUAGAGAAGAACAUUGAUUUUGUGCGUCUCGGUUCGUCAAAGAAGAUUCAUCCGUUGCUUACGUGCAAGAGCGAAGAAUAUGCGAUCGCGAGCUGCGACUCGCCCGAGAGUUUGGAAGCAUUUUACAACAGCAAACUGAUUGUUGGUGUUACGUGCUAUGGCGCGUAUCACGCGCUCAUAAGGAAACGUGUUUUCGAUGUUUGCGUGGUAGACGAGAGCGCGCAGAUCAUGCAGCCCACGGUGCUGCGACCGUUAUACAGCGCGCGCAAGUUCAUUCUUGUUGGUGAUCCAGAUCAAUUGCCGCCAGUUGUCAAGAGUAAAUCUGCCAUAAAGCUCGGCGCGGACGAAUCGUUGUUCGUCAGGCUGGAUAGCGACAACAACACUGUCAGUCUGUGGAAACAGUACAGAAUGAAUGGGAGAAUUAUGAGACUGGCUAAUGACGUGACGUACCAGGGCAAAUUGGUGACAGGUAGUAAACAGGUGGAGAAUGCCACGUUGACCGCCUCUAAUAUAGAGCAAACUCUCGCGUCUUGCGAAAAGUGGAUUGGAAGAACGCUGUCCAGAGAUCUGAAUAAUUCUGUAGUAGUACUCAAUACCGGCGGUACUUAUAAGUUGAGCGAGACGUCUAACGUAAAAGAUGUUACGUCGGAUCAAAUGUGUGCCAACAUCUGGGAAGCAGCCGUUACUUUGCGACUCGUCCAAGUGCUCGACGAAGCAGGUGUGUCCGCCAGAAGUAUAGGAAUCAUUGCGCCCUAUAACGCUCACAAAAAUUUAUUGAGAAGAAUCAUAGACAAGGAGAUAGAAGUGAAUACUGUGGAUCAGUAUCAAGGUCGUGACAAAGAUGUUAUAUUGUAUUCGUGCGCGAGAAGCGUCGAAUGUGAAAACACAAAGAAGGAACAUGAGAUACUGGACGACAAGCGGCGUUUGACAGUGGCCAUUACUCGCGCAAGACACAAAUUGAUCAUAAUCGGUGAUAAAAAUACUCUUCUAAGAUACGCACCGUUCAAAGAUCUAUUUAACGUUAUUGAUGAGAAAAAUGUGAUAAAUUUAUACGAUGGCGAAGAAGAUUUCAGUUGGAAAAGUCUCGUUCGUUUAAUCGACAAUACCAAUUGAAAUAAAUAAUUCAAAAAAGUGAUUUAAAGUUCUCAAAUAUUUACAUGGAUUACAAACUAAUAAUUUAAUUUUUCAUAUAAAAUAUUAGAUAUUGCAUCGCAAAUGCACACAUAUAUAUACGCGAUAUAUCGUGACGUACGCGGGACUUUUAUACAAGAAUAUAAUUGUCAAAACAUUACACAUAUAC
Molecule: messenger RNA, 4215 nt
Organism: Pseudomyrmex gracilis
Lineage: Eukaryota; Metazoa; Arthropoda; Insecta; Hymenoptera; Formicidae
Gene: Dna2
Product: DNA replication ATP-dependent helicase/nuclease DNA2
Exons: 3
Coding region: 318-4028 (1236 amino acids)
Biological process (GO): replication fork reversal
Cellular component (GO): cytoplasm
Molecular function (GO): 5'-flap endonuclease activity; single-stranded DNA helicase activity
Source: RefSeq, a predicted model, not a curated record